AUGUUUAUUGAUGAAGCAGGCUUCAAUAUGCAUAUCAAGAGAACUUUUGGCCGUUCCGUCAGUGGCACCCUAGCUAAGACAACUGUCCCGAUGCAGAGAGGUGUGUCCAUCACCAUCCUUGGUGCAAUGUGUGAGAGAGAGAUUAUUAGCCUCUUGUUGAAGAAACCCACUGCAGUCGCAACCAAGAAGAAGAGAAAGUUGGACAUCUACACCAACAUUGAGGUGAAUAGCCGAAUUGGCACCAGAGCCCAGCACUACCUCAACUUUCUUAGUCAUACAAUGGACGUUCUGGACAGCCAGAGUAUGCAAGGACGUUAUCUCAUCAUGGAUAAUGCUCCUAUCCAUAAGGCCGAUGAGGAAAUGUGGUCCAAGAUCAAGUUUGGUGUCCACAGAGAAGAGAUUACAGAGUCAGGCGGACUCAUCUUAAGGAUUACAGAAUCAGCUAAGACUGUCACCCUUUUGGACUGUUUGGGUUGGAUUAACCAUGCCAUUUCAUUCUUUCCUUGCUGUUUGAACAGAGAGCGAAAGCUUUAA
Messenger RNA from Phycomyces blakesleeanus NRRL 1555(-), 534 nucleotides. RefSeq lists its product as hypothetical. Bases 1 to 534 code for a protein of 177 amino acids. The record is from RefSeq and is a predicted model, not a curated record. NCBI's taxonomy places the organism in Eukaryota, Fungi, Mucoromycota, Mucoromycetes, Mucorales, Phycomycetaceae. Gene Ontology annotation, molecular function: nucleic acid binding. The transcript is spliced from 2 exons.